CUCGGGCUGCACGAGCGGAGCGGCCGUCGGCCACGGCGGAGCCGAUGAUCCGCCGGGAAGACACUGAACGGGCAGUGGAAAUUCUGACCAGAUACCAAAGCACCCUGCGGUCCCCGGAGGAGCAGGAGCUAAAAGCCUCCAUUGGAAAAGUCUCGCACAUCUUCCAAAGUGAACUCUUCCAGGCUCUGCUGGAUAUCCAUGAAUUCUAUGAUUUCACACUGCGCUCUGCACCCCUGCAAUCUCCGAGCCUGGAUGCACAUCAUGGCACAGCCAGGCAGCAGCAUGGGGCCAGCGAGCCCAGCUCUGCAGUGACCCCCAGAGACCCCCAAAACCUGCCUGAGGAUUCCUCCUGGGACCGUGAGCGGAGGCUUCCCACGGGGACCGGGGACAGCACACCGGGGACGCCGCCACGGCUGGUGAGGGUGACAGCACGGAGGACAGAGGCACCAGCCAGUGUCUGCAGCCUGGUGCUCAGCUCUCACAGCACCCUGCCCCAGGCCAACCCCGCUCCCAUUAUCGUGAACACAGACUCGCUGGAACAAGGGCUCUCUAUGAAUGGCAGUGAUGGGAUGUUCAAAUAUGAGGAGAUCGUCUUGGAAAGGGGUAACUCCGGGCUCGGCUUCAGCAUAGCGGGAGGAAUCGACAACCCCCAUGUUCCAGAUGACCCGGGUAUCUUCAUCACCAAGAUCAUCCCCGGGGGAGCGGCAGCCAUGGAUGGCCGUCUAGGGGUGAAUGACUGCGUGCUGCGGGUGAAUGACGUGGACGUCUCCGAGGUUGUGCACAGCAAAGCUGUGGAGGCCCUGAAGGAAGCGGGCCCCGUGGUGCGGCUCGUGGUGCGGCGCCGGCAGCCCCCACCAGAGACCAUCAUGGAGGUUAACCUGAUGAAGGGCCCCAAAGGCCUGGGGUUCAGCAUUGCAGGGGGCAUUGGGAACCAGCACAUCCCUGGCGACAACAGCAUCUACAUCACCAAGAUCAUCGAGGGAGGUGCAGCCCAAAAGGACGGGCGCCUGCAGAUCGGGGACCGGCUGCUUGCGGUGAAUAACACAAACCUGCAGGACGUGCGGCACGAGGAGGCAGUGGCUGCCCUGAAGAACACCUCUGACAUGGUGUACCUGAAAGUGGCCAAGCCCGGCAACAUCCACCUCAACGACAUGUACGCGCCCCCCGACUACGCCAGCACCUUCUCAGCCUUGGCUGACAACCACAUAAGCCAUAACUCCAGUCUGGGCUACCUGGGCAGCGUUGAGAGCAAGCCUGCCUAUCCCGUCCCAACCCAGGUGACUCCGUCCCGAUACUCGCCUAUUCCUCGGCACAUGAUUGGAGACGAUGACUUCACCAGGGAGCCGCGGAAAAUCAUCCUGCACAAAGGCUCCACUGGCCUGGGCUUCAACAUUGUUGGAGGGGAAGACGGUGAGGGGAUCUUUGUGUCCUUCAUCCUGGCUGGAGGCCCUGCUGACCUCAGCGGGGAGCUGCGGAGGGGAGACCGCAUCCUCUCGGUGGCUGGGCUGAAGCCUGUGGCUGAGCAUCUCUGGACUCUGCUGAUUGCCCAGCAGAGCCUGCCCGGGCCUGGGGAGGCCGGUGCCUCCACCCUCUGUGUGUCUGCCCGACCUUUACACCCGGCUGAAGGUCGGGCUGGCGCGGGGCGGGUGCUGGGGUGGCGGCUGCUCCUGCCCAGCCUCCUGGCAGGGAGGUGCCAGCAGCUUCUGGAGGGUCCCCCACCUCUUCCUGCAAGUCUCUGCCGUGGGGAUGUAGGAGCAAAAGAGUACAGCCGCUUUGAGUCCAAGAUCCACGACCUGAGGGAGCAGAUGAUGAACAGCAGCAUGAGCUCCGGCUCUGGCUCGCUCCGGACAAGUGAGAAGAGAUCCCUCUAUGUCAGAGCCCUGUUUGACUAUGACCGGACCCGGGACAGUUGCCUGCCCAGCCAGGGGCUCAGCUUCUCCUACGGGGACAUCCUGCACGUCAUCAACGCCUCCGAUGACGAGUGGUGGCAAGCCAGGCUCGUCACACCCCACGGCGAGAGCGAGCAGAUCGGGGUCAUCCCCAGCAAGAAGAGGGUGGAAAAGAAGGAGAGAGCACGAUUGAAAACAGUGAAGUUCCACGCCAGGACUGGCAUGAUUGAGUCCAACAGGUCGAUCAAAACGAAACGUAAAAAGAGUUUUCGCCUCUCUCGAAAGUUUCCAUUUUACAAGAGCAAAGAGAACCUGGCCCAGGAGAGCAGCGGACAGGAACAGGGCGUGACAUCAAACACCAGUGACAGCGAGAGCAGUUCCAAAGGACAAGAGGACACCAUCCUGUCGUACGAGCCCGUGACACGGCAAGAAAUUCACUAUGCGAGGCCGGUGAUCAUCCUGGGGCCAACAAAGGACCGAAUUAACGAUGACCUCAUCUCGGAAUUCCCACACAAGUUUGGUUCCUGCGUGCCCCACACUACCAGGCCUCGGCGGGAGAACGAGGUGGACGGACAGGACUACCACUUUGUUGUAUCCAGGGAACAGAUGGAGAAAGACAUCCAGGACAACAAGUUCAUAGAGGCUGGGCAGUUCAAUGACAAUCUCUAUGGGACCAGCAUUCAGUCAGUGCGAGCAGUGGCAGAGAGGGGGAAACACUGCAUCCUGGAUGUGUCUGGCAAUGCUAUCAAGAGGUUGCGACAAGCACAACUGUAUCCCAUUGCCAUUUUCAUCAAACCAAAAUCCAUCGAAGCUCUCAUGGAGAUGAACCGGAGACAGACGUAUGAACAGGCCAACAAGGUCUUUGAUAAAGCCAUGAAACUUGAGCAAGAGUUUGGAGAAUAUUUUACAGCCAUCGUACAAGGAGACUCUCUUGAAGAGAUUUACAGCAAAAUCAAACAGAUCAUUGAGGACCAGUCCGGGCACUACAUCUGGGUCCCGUCCCCAGAGAAGCUCUGAAGAUGUCCCCUACCUGCUUCCUUGUGAGCAGAAGAUCUCUGAAGUCCCACCCAUCCAAGCCCUCUGCCCUGAGGGGGAGGGAUAUGAAAACUAUUCCUGCCCCCUUUUUUAGAUCGUCGCAAAAUUGAGUUUUCUAGUCCUGUUUCUUUUGUUGGGAUGAACUCAUAUCAUUCAUCACGUGACUGUUCCCACCAUUCCUGCAUGGACCUUCCCACUGCUCCAUUAGAGACAGAUGAGAACCCAUUCAAGGUCGUUUUUUAUUAUUAUUAUUAUUAUAUUAUUAUUAUUAUUAUUAUUAUUAUUAACUAAACAAAGAAUCAAGAUGGGAGGAGGCGGAUAAGGACUAAUGUAAGAAACAAGUGAAACAAUGGACUCUGAACAUGAGCUGGUAUCAGAGCUCCAGGGGCAUUUUUCCAAGUGUGACUGUCUAGCAGCUCUGAACAGUGCGACACACGGGCAGCAGAAAGCAUUUUAUUUAUCUGUAUAUGUAAUUUAUAUAUAAUAUAUAGAGAGAUAUUAUAUAUAUAUUAUAUAUAUAUAUGUAUGUGGACUAGGAAACCUGAGGGACCUCUCUGGAAAGGUAUUGUGUUAUUGCAAGGUUCUUUCAGUUCCUCUGUCCCAACCACUGGGCGUAGGGAGUCCACUUGGGCAGGAAGAGCUCAAAACGGUACCAGGUGCUUUGGAAGCAUCUCCCAUCCAGGCCAGUUCCCUGCAGCCACCCUGGGUCUGAGGCAGAGCAGAGACUGGUACUGCCUGUGCAGGAGGGACCAGAGCAAGGAGCAGCAGCUGGUCUGAGAGAGGCUGGGAGACAGAGACUGAGCAGGAGGCUGCGGAGCAAGAGAAUGGAUGAUACUACAUAUUAAAUUGCACAUUGUUUUACACACCACCUUAUGUGUUUGCAUGAGAGGUUUCCUUUUGGUUCUAUUUUUUUAAGCUGAUUUUAAACCAAAACCAUAUUGUGUUGUUGUGUUGGCUUUUUUUUUUUUUUAUUAUUAUUAUUAUUAUUCCAUUUUUCUCUUGUUAAUAAUGAACUGAAUGGGUAUAAAAUCCAGUUUUUUAACUUA
Molecule: messenger RNA, 3970 nt
Organism: Manacus vitellinus (golden-collared manakin)
Lineage: Eukaryota; Metazoa; Chordata; Aves; Passeriformes; Pipridae
Gene: DLG3
Product: discs large MAGUK scaffold protein 3
Exons: 25
Coding region: 45-2906 (953 amino acids)
Biological process (GO): chemical synaptic transmission
Cellular component (GO): neuromuscular junction; neuron projection; postsynaptic density membrane
Molecular function (GO): kinase binding
Source: RefSeq, a predicted model, not a curated record